ACAACGGUCACACAGUUGCAACAAUAAAGGAGAAAAAAAAAGAGGAUAAUGCUGUGGAUAUAAACAAAGAAUCUUGGAAAAAACGUUUAACACUUAAUCGUUGGCACUUACUCAGCAGGCAAUGAGUUUUAAUUUCUACGUAGAAUCGUCCAAUUCAACGUUGCAGUCGAUUGCGCGACAAGUAGAGCAAUUUGCUGGCGUUGCACUGAAGGCAGCUGUCGAUCUGCGCGAAAAUCUGGAAUCUUUAACCGGUGAUUUUCGUUGGGAGAACGGACCCAUUGCGUUCACCGAUCUGCAGGCCACCCUAUUAAAAGUAUUAAUCGUCCUUCUUCUGGGAACCUGCAUUCUAGCCGGCUAUUCUUGGUUUGUUUACGGCCAAGUCAUCACGGAAAAGUUUGUCAGACCAAGCACCCUCAAGGAAAUCGAAGAGCUUAAAUUGUCGGUGGCGAAGUUGAAGUUGCCCAAAGAACACUCGCCGCGCAUCUAGAAACAAUGUCCAAGAUCAAGAAGUUCUUUUC
Molecule: messenger RNA, 518 nt
Organism: Drosophila eugracilis
Lineage: Eukaryota; Metazoa; Arthropoda; Insecta; Diptera; Drosophilidae
Exons: 2
Coding region: 122-487 (121 amino acids)
Source: RefSeq, a predicted model, not a curated record